Messenger RNA from Leptonychotes weddellii (Weddell seal), 498 nucleotides. The record is from RefSeq and is a predicted model, not a curated record. NCBI's taxonomy places the organism in Eukaryota, Metazoa, Chordata, Mammalia, Carnivora, Phocidae.
AUGCCUUGCCCGGCCGCUGACGGCGCGAGGGCCGUGGUUCUUGAGUACCUGGUGCUGACGGCCCUUCUUGAGGAAAGCGUCUUACCAUCUGACAGCGGACCACAUGGCACCAAGAGCAAGAGGGAUGUAGACUGGUGGAAGAAGAUCCUCCCCUGGUGCCUCUCUGUCCCGCAGGCCAGCCUCCCCCGCGCCAGCGACUCAGCUGUGCUGGUGCUGCCGCCUUCCCCGGGUCGGCGUUCCUCCAGCCCCAGGCUCAGUGUGGACUCAGAAGGGGGAAGCCGCCUUCUGGAAGAGGACUCAGAAGUCUACAAGAUGCUGCAGGAGAAUCGUGAGGCACGGGUCGCCCCCCGGCAAUCCAGCUCCUUUCGGCUCUUGCAGGAAGCCCUGGAGGCUGAGGAGAGAGGUGGCACGCCUGCCUUCCUGCCCAGUCAGCUGAGCCCCCAGUCCGCCCUGCCCACCUCCAGGGCCCCGGCCACCCCGCCCAAGCUCCACACAUGA